AUGGAGAAGGAGCCCAUUGAGAGAAUAUUCUGUAGUAGCAGAGAAGCAGUCGGUACACGGGAGCCUGAAAGAGCCCAUGGAGCCCGCGAUUGGGAUACGGUGGCCUUGAAGGAGUACGGAGGCCGAGAAAGAGCAGAGAAUUGGAGGAGGGAUCCGGGAAAGGGCAACGAUCGCCUUCAACUGGAGAGUUCAAUGGAUGAGAGUAAGCUACGGGCUCCGGACCCAGGAGCUCAGCUCGGAGUUUCCAGUUGUCUGGGAAAAUGCCAGGAGAGCUCACCAGAUGCCAGGAGGCAGCCCUUUUCUGGAAAGUCCUUCUACUUGGAUCUGCCUGCCGGCAAGAACCUCCAGUUUUUGACAGGGGCCAUUCAGCAGCUGGGUGGGGUAAUUGAGGGAUUUCUGAGCAAAGAAGUAAGUUACAUCGUGUCCAGCCGCAGGGAGGCGAAGGCCGAGAGCAGCAGGACAAGUCCCAGAGGCUGCCCCAGCCCCAGCGAGGUCACAGUGGACACACCGCCGAAAGCCAGCCGUGCCAGGCCCGCACAGAAGGCCAUGGACCCAGUGCCUCUGAGCAGAGGGAAGGAGCUCCUGCAGAAGGCCAUCAGAAACCAGGGCAGCAGCAGCGGAGGCGGCAGUGGGCACAGCAGCAGCCUCCUGAGCAACGCCCGCUCCUGGGGAGUGCAGAUUCUCCACGUGGACGAAAUGCUGAUACGGGUGCAGCAACUGUCUCUUGAUGCUCCACGUGUGAAGAAACAAGGGCUGAAGAAGCCAGAGGGAACAUGUCCAGCAGAGUCAAGAACACGGAAAGUGGCCAGACUGAAGGCACCCUUCCUCAAAGUCGAAGAUGAGAGCAGGAAGUUUCGUCCUUUCCACCUUCAGUUUAAAUCCUUUCCUGAAAUUUCUUUUCUGGGACCCAAAGCUGCCAGUCCUUUUGAGGCCCCGAUGACUCCGAGCAGCUCGCACCAUACCAGAGAAGCCAAGGACCAGGAGCCAAGCCGGCGAUCCGCCGCCUGCACUGUGCCCAGGAGGAGGAAAGGGUACUGUGAGUGCUGCCAAGAAGCCUUCGAGGAGCUGCACAGGCAUCUCCAGAGCCCCCAGCACCAGGACUUUGCCCUGGAAGCCCACCUGUAUGCCGAAGUCGAUCGGAUCAUCGCCCAGCUGACCCAUAGCUUUGCAGACGUGCCCUUCCAGGCCAGCCUCGCCGGGCAGCCAGGCUCCCUGACUUCCGACUGUGACCCUCUGUGUCCUGAGCCUCUGCCUCCCCUCUGGCCCUCCCCUCUCAAGGCAGCGUCUCCCUGGAGGAGGAAAGACGAUCAUCACCAGGCCCCAGGUGCCUCCGAGCAUGGUGGGACAGUGGGCGGCGUGAAGGCAGCGGCAGAACCUGUGGAGGCUGGCGAGAUUCCUGGACCGAUAGCAAGCUGCCAGGAGCUGAAGGGGUCAGCUGACAGCUUUGUGGACCCCCCAGACACCCCAGGGUCUGGGAGCCCUGCUCACCAGGGCCUCCUAACCAGCUCUGGACUUGCUGAACUCUCCUCUGGCCCAGACCUGCCUCUUUUUGGCCACAAGCGGAAGGUUCAGUUCCCCAGUGGCAAUGCCGAGAAGAGGCCGGGUGCAUCCUGGCCACAAGCCUCACUCUUUAUCCCGAGAGCCCCCAGCCCCUGUGGCACCCCCAGCUCCCAUGGCAUCAGGACAACCAGCAGCAAGCACCUUCCCCUUCCAGGCCAUGAGCCCAGGUCUCUGGCCUCCCUCCAGCCUGUGCACCACCCACAGGAAGAGACCUGCCUCUCCCUCCCAGGCAGCCCCCAAGUAGGUUGGCAGAGUGCUGGGCCACACAGGCCCCCUGGCCUGGGGGAGGAAGGCCUCCAGGAUCUAAGGGCUCUGAGGAUGCCGCCUCUGGCCCUGUCUCCCAGUAGGCUGAGCAGCUCCGGGCCAGCUGCCAGCCCACCUGCCCUCAGCUGCAGGCACAGAGCCCCCGGGAGGACCUGCAGAGAGCCCGGCUGCCUCUCCCCGCCACACUCUGCCAGCCAGCGGGGAGACCAGCUGCUCCCAAUGGUUCUGGACCUCCCAGCCUCUUCCAGGCCCCUGACUCCCAACCCCAGCCCACUGCCAACAGAGAACUACUUCUAUGAGUCCCCACCCACCCCUGGGUAUGCAGCUCGGGAGCCUGACAGCUCCCAACUCGAGGGCAAGUUAUAUGUCAGCUGAGGGCUGCACACCCAGCCCAGGCCGACCAGACACAAGGAGGAGCCAAUGCGGAGUCUGGCCCUGGACAAUCAUGGCCGAGCUCUAGGUGCAUUAGAUGGAGCCAGUCCUCCCAGCCACCAGGUCUUCGGGGCUGGGGGCUGCCCUCUCCAGCGGUGGAUUGUGCAGCCGCGGCCAGCUGCUCAGGCCAGGAGGCAGGGGCAAGGUUGGCACAGGGAGGGCCCACAGAGAAGCCAGAGCAUCAGGAGCCCUGGCCUGGCUUCCUGUCCCUCUGCAGGCACUUGCUCAGCCAGAGGGUUAGUUGUCGGUGUUCCCCACCCCCACCCCAGCCUCCUUUCCCACAAGCGUGUGGCUCUCCUGCUUUCCGAGAUGCCUGCGUGUUGUCCCCUCCCCCAGCCCCCCACGCUGGUGCACCCAGAUCCUCAGGAACAUAUGAAGCAGAGGAGGGGCUCGGCUGCGCCACUUCCAAAGCUCCCUCCCCGCUGCACUUAGUGGGGGGCCCAGCACUGACCCCUCCCCUGAGCCCAGGACAUGGCCUGAGCCCCCUCUGGGGACCCCUCUCAGCUCUUCCCUGCCGCCUCAGCUCCGGCUGCCCACCCAGAGUUCUGUUCCAGGGUGAGUUGCUCACCUGCCAACUUCUGCAUCCCCCUCCUUCCCCAAGGACCUCCCCCCAUUUCUUUCAGCUGAGCCAUUAAUCUGGAGACAGAGAUGAGUUUGCUAUCGAUUCUUUGGCCACUUUUUUUUUUUUUUAUUAUUACAUCUUGUACUGUGGUUCUUCUCACCCUUCUCUGCCUCUGUGUUUGUCUCUUUAAAUGUUGAAGCUACCAGAAGCCUGGUGCUAUUCUGUAUCUCAUUUUGGAGGAAGAAAGGGAGGGGGGGCCCUAGAUGCAGGUGAGGACCUGAGUUGUUAGUUUGGAAAUAGAAUGGCUAUGUGUACAAUGCUCACAGAAAUCAGGUUUGGCCUUUUCAUGCCAUCCCGUUAAAUUUCACAAUUAAUCUUGGUUCAGGAGAUGUAAAAUAAAUUUAUUAAUAACAAAUAGCAAAGAAAUGGGGCUGGCAUGUGAUGUGUCUUGAUCUGCCCUUCAGGGCCUUGAUCUGCCCUCCAGGGACCCACGCAGGCUGACAGCCCAGCAGAUACAGACAGAACGACGGGGUAGCAAGCUGGUGCCACCUGCAAGUGGGGGAGCGUGUGUGGGUGCCACCACCCUCCGCGGGCCUAGCUCCAGAGGUCUCGGGAGGUGGGGGUAUGCCUGUCCAUUCUGCAAGUCACUCCCUGGCCCUGCUGCCCACCUCGUAGCUGCCUGAAGGGGGCGCACUUGCCACCCACUCCCAAGGAAAAUGCCUUUGCUCUAAGGAACCAGGGCUCCAGGUCCUCCUCUCUGCCUGGAGCUCAGAGAGUAGCUUCUUUCCAGGUCCUAUGGGUGCAUCUCUUCUGCAAUACAGGGGCAUGCCUCAUCCACCACGGCCUUUCCCGCGACACUGCCACUUGAGUAGGGAGCUCCCCCGCCCUUUCCUCAGACCUCUGAGAGCUUCAUGUGCUAUUCACUCAAAGACCAACACACCAGGUCUUGACGCCCUCGUCACCGUCUGCCCAGGACCUCGCAUCCAACUAUAGAGCCUUCCCCUCCCAUUUCAACAACUUGACGUGACAUCUGGACAUCACAUCGCUACCAUGUCAAGCCCCAGCGUUACAUCUCCCUGCCUCCGGGUCUCUGUCCCAUCUUCUAGGAUGUCAGUUGAGAGAGGAACCCAGGCCACCUGAGCCCAGAGCCAGGACAGCGAGGUGCUGCUUGACGCAAGCCCCUCAGUGGCUCCUCCACACGGGGACUGUUCACACCUCCUUCCCCUCCCUUCGUCUCAGAGGAUGCUGUGUGCCGCCGUCUGCUCUCCGGCCCACCCCACCAGCCUUGGCAGUGUCCUCCUCCGGCUCGUCACCUCUCCUUCCUUCUGCCCGAAAACUCCAGCCUGGAGAACACUUGCAUUGAUUCAGCAGCUUAAAGAGAGUUCCCUUCUGUUCUCUGGCUACAUCCUGCGGUCUACAGCCACUGCCUCCGUGCCCGAACCUCCUGCCCCGUCCAAACCUCCGCGGUGGCUCUACCCAAAGCACUCCACCGGGAUCGUCCCUCCCAAGGUCACCGGAGAACCUGAUAAUGACCAAAAUUGGCAUCCUUUUCUUUUUUUCCACCUUGCUGGAACCUGGCUCCCCUCCUCCCGCUGACCUCAGGUUCCCCAGCCUCUGCCCUCUCUACCACAGGCACGGGUUCCCUCAGCAGCCCCAGCCCCCAGCCCCCCUGCCCUCACUGCCUCUCCAGAUGUGAGUCUGCGCCCUUGUGCUCACCUCCCAGCUCUGGUUCUUUGAGUGAAUUGGUAGCUCCACCCCUGACUCCCUUCUGAGUUCCAGUCUUCACCCAUGCUGGGUGAGAAGGCAGGAGAUUUAGCCGCACUCAACACAAGGCCCUUUACUACCCUGGGUCUUGGUUUCCUCAUCUUUAAGUGAGGGGCUCGUGUGAGAUAACUUCAAGGGUCCUUUCUCCAAUAAUUAAAAAAACCACCACCUCCUGGGAAUCCCUUGUAUGCCUCCUGUCCUACUUGCCUCAGAGGGACUCACCGAGAACUCAGUCCCUGUCCCAGAACCACUCCCCGGCCCGCCCCGUCUUACAUCUCUCCCACUUUUCUCUAGCAGCCCCAGGCCCUCCUGUUCUCUCUCCCUGUUGACCCUCCUCCCCUUAACCCACCCUGCCUCCCUGUCCUCUCCGCCACCUCCUGCCAGACCACCCUGGGCCAUCCAGCCCCCGUGUGCUUGCUCUUAGGCCCUGACCUGACCCUUGACAACAGCCAGAAUGUUCUUCAAGGCACAGCCUCCAUAUUCUCCAUGAAUCCUAUAGACUUCAAGUCAUGCAGGCCUGAGUUCAAACCCAGAUCCUGCCACUCUGUGACCCAGGGCAAACUCCUGAAAGUCAGCUUUCUAAAUCUAAAGAAUAGAAGUAAGAGUCGUUGCCACCUUACUAGGGAGUCAGAAUGAAACCUUGGUCUUCCCCUGGUGGCUCAGUGGUAAAGACUCCACCUGCCAGUACAGGAGACAUGGGAAGCUCCUACAGUCCUCAGAGCAACUAAGCCUGUGGGCCACAGCUGUUGAGCACACGCUCUAUCGCCCGGGAGCUGCAAGCACUGAGCCCAUGUGUCACAACUACUGAAACCCGCGUGCCCUAUAGUCUGUGCUGCAACAGGAGAAGCCACCGCAACGAAAGGACUGCACACCACAACUAGAGAGUAGCCCCCGCUCGCUGCAACUAGAGAAAGCCCACGCAGCAACAAAGACCCA
This is a messenger RNA of Dama dama (fallow deer), 5518 nucleotides long. It is a transcript of the gene DBF4B, whose product is annotated as DBF4B-CDC7 kinase regulatory subunit. Gene Ontology annotation, molecular function: nucleic acid binding; protein serine/threonine kinase activator activity; zinc ion binding. The coding region runs from base 1 to 2199 and encodes 732 amino acids. Lineage: Eukaryota; Metazoa; Chordata; Mammalia; Artiodactyla; Cervidae. The transcript has 14 exons. Gene Ontology annotation, cellular component: Dbf4-dependent protein kinase complex; nucleus. Gene Ontology annotation, biological process: positive regulation of nuclear cell cycle DNA replication; regulation of cell cycle phase transition. The record is from RefSeq and is a predicted model, not a curated record.